Scedosporium apiospermum is the source of this 1320-nucleotide messenger RNA. RefSeq lists its product as uncharacterized. Gene Ontology annotation, biological process: translational elongation; translation. Bases 1 to 1320 code for a protein of 439 amino acids. The record is from RefSeq and is a predicted model, not a curated record. The transcript has 5 exons. Lineage: Eukaryota; Fungi; Ascomycota; Sordariomycetes; Microascales; Microascaceae. Gene Ontology annotation, molecular function: GTP binding; translation elongation factor activity; GTPase activity.
AUGGGUAAGGACGAGAAGACUCACCUUAACGUCGUCGUCAUCGGACACGUCGACUCUGGCAAGUCGACCACCGAAGCCGCUGAACUCGGCAAGGGUUCCUUCAAGUAUGCCUGGGUUCUUGACAAGCUCAAGGCCGAGCGUGAGCGUGGUAUCACCAUCGAUAUCGCCCUCUGGAAGUUCGAGACCCCCAGGUACCAGGUCACCGUCAUUGACGCCCCCGGCCAUCGUGACUUCAUCAAGAACAUGAUUACUGGUACCUCCCAGGCUGAUUGCGCCAUUCUCAUCAUUGCCUCCGGUACUGGUGAGUUCGAGGCUGGUAUCUCCAAGGAUGGCCAGACCCGUGAGCACGCUCUUCUCGCCUUCACCCUCGGUGUCAAGAACCUCAUUGUUGCCAUCAACAAGAUGGACACCAACAACUGGUCCGAGGACCGAUACAAGGAGAUUAUCAAGGAGACCUCCAACUUCAUCAAGAAGGUCGGCUACAACCCCAAGGCCGUUCCUUUCGUCCCCAUCUCCGGUUUCCACGGAGACAACAUGCUUACCCCCUCCACCAACUGCCCCUGGUACAAGGGUUGGGUCCGUGAGGUCAAGGGUAACACCCUUACCGGCAAGACCCUUCUCGAGGCCAUCGACUCCAUUGACCCCCCCAAGCGUCCCACUGAGAAGCCCCUCCGUCUUCCCCUUCAGGAUGUCUACAAGAUCGGUGGUAUUGGCACUGUGCCCGUCGGCCGUAUCGAGACCGGUAUCCUCAAGCCCGGUAUGGUCGUCACCUUCGCUCCCUCCAACGUCACCACUGAAGUCAAGUCCGUCGAGAUGCACCACGAGCAGCUUACCGAGGGUGUCCCCGGUGACAACGUUGGUUUCAACGUGAAGAACGUCUCCGUCAAGGAUAUCCGCCGUGGCAACGUCUGCGGUGACUCCAAGAACGACCCCCCCGCUGGUGCCGCCUCUUUCCAGGCCCAGGUCAUUGUCCUCAACCACCCCGGCCAGAUCGGUGCUGGUUACGCUCCCGUUCUUGACUGCCACACUGCCCACAUUGCUUGCAAGUUCGCCGAGCUCCUUGAGAAGAUCGACCGCCGUACCGGUAAGUCGGUCGAGAACAACCCCAAGUUCGUCAAGUCUGGUGAUGCCGCCAUCGUCAAGAUGGUUCCCUCCAAGCCCAUGUGUGUUGAGUCCUUCACCGAGUACCCCCCUCUCGGUCGUUUCGCCGUCCGUGACAUGCGUCAGACCGUCGCCGUCGGUGUCAUCAAGUCCGUUGAGAAGUCCGUCGGUGGUACCGCCAAGGUCACCAAGUCCGCUGCCAAGGCUGGCAAGAAAUAA